This is a messenger RNA of Pocillopora meandrina, 6041 nucleotides long. The record is from the annotation of a GenBank genome assembly. NCBI's taxonomy places the organism in Eukaryota, Metazoa, Cnidaria, Anthozoa, Scleractinia, Pocilloporidae.
AAUUUUGGAGGUGAGCACGAUCUCGUGGCUUUUUCUUACAGUAUCUUGGGGACCGUAUAUAGUUCCAUUGGUCAUCUUGUGCUAGCAAAGAUUAACUUUGAGAGUGCGCGUGACAUUCUUGCGAAGAGGUCGGGACCUGAAAAUAUAAUUGUGGCAAAGUGUUACAGAAACCUGGCCAACAUCUGUGAUGUCAUUGGUAUGCCUAAGGAGGCAGAGGAUUGGAAUGAACGAGUGAAAACCAUUCUUCGCAAAAAUAAUAGCACUGAAAGAGCUGAUGCCCCUUCUUUGAGCAAGUUGCAAGUUGUGCGCUUAGUCCGGCCUUAUAUAUUGGCCAGAGGAUCCAUCGCGAAGGCCGCUUAUCAGAGAGCUCUUGAAACGGGAAAGACAUUAGAUAAGCGGGCUAAAAUCUUGUUGAUUGGCCAAGACCGGGUUGGCAAAACUAGUGUCUUACGUUCUUUGAAAGGUGAACUAUUCCGACAAGAUGAAUCGAGCACAGUGGGGGUGCAAAUAGACAUGCCUCUGAAACAUGUUAGUGAAAAACCAUGGAAGAAUUCCAAAGAGGAACAAGAAAAAAAUACCUUCCAUUACAAAUGUGCUCAAAAUAUUAGUAACCAGUUAUUAACUGAACCACCAAACGAAGUUACGAAGCAAACAGAGACUGAUGAGACACAAAGAAAAGAGGGAAUGAUCGGUGAAAUAGGAUCAAACCUGGGUAUGUAUGGUUUCUGUGUUGUUGAAAAACUUUCCGCUAGCAAAUCACGGAGGUAGCACGUUACAUUACCUUUUACAAGUUGCUACUAAGACCGGAAGGAGAUAGUUUAUCGUUGGAGUUUUAAAAUUCAACACCUCGCACACAAGUAACGACGUUUUUUUAAAAUAGGUUUUUACGUCGUUAUUUAAGCCGUUUUCUCGGCAGGUCUGCAACACAUCUUUGUUUACGUCUUAUCGAGUGAUACCAACAACAGCUUGACAUGAGUUUCACUCGUGUAGAUAUGCUUCUAGAACAAUCUUUGAUCACAUCAUGUUAUUUGUAAAUCAGUAUGCAUGGCUAAGCUCACGACUUCAUCGUAACACGGAAUUUUUUCGAGUAUUCUACAACUUUACUCGACACGCAAAAUUAUAAUCUUACGUUUUUAAACCUGAAAAACAAGCCGUCAAAUUAAAGCAAAAGACAAAGAGGGGGAAAAAGACGGCAACGACAACCACAGCACAACAGCGAAGUAUUACUGGGUUAACUGGAGUUAAUCAAAGCUAAUUGUUUUUCAGAAUCCUUCAAUGAGGUUGGACCAAAGAGCUCACCAAAGGUUUUUAAUACAUUUUAUUAUUCAUUCAUAUUUAAAGGUGAUAUUUAAGCUAUUUAUGAAUGGCCCACUUCCAUUCCACCUUUGCUAAUUGAAUUGACAUGUUUGUGUUUUCGGUUCAAUUCAGGGAAAGCAGGAUCAUGGCAGAGAACCGAGGACUCGGGUGAACUCAGAUAAAACUUCUCCGACAAGAGAAGGGGACAACGGGCAUAAUGAGAAGCGAAACAGUGACAUGCCCGAUGAAGUGGUGCGACUUACCACUGAUAACCUCUCGGGGAUAGAGUUAGUGAAGGAUGACGGCAUUUGGCCAGUUUGCAUGGAUUUUGGUGGUCAAGCCAUUUACCGUGCUAUUCAUCCUAUUCUCGCUUCGCGUGAAGCAGUUUAUCUGCUAGUGGUUGAUCCUACCAAAGAUCUUUCUGCCCCAGCCCAAUGUUUGGUGAAAGAGCCUGGUUGCGACGAAGUUAAGAUUUCGUCUCCUGACAAGAAUGACACAAACCUAGAUCACAUUAUGAGGUGGAUGGAUAUGGUGAAUUCCUUCAAACACAAAAAGAACGGCGACGUAUUGCCACCUGUCAUUUUGGUUGGAACACGCGCCGACCUUGUAAAAGACCCCGAAAUCGUGACUACGAGGGUAAAGGACAUUAUUUGUGACACAGCAAGAGAGUUCAGUGAACACAUAAUCGGAAAAACAUUUGCAGUGAACAACACUCUUGCAGGUAAGGAACUAGAGGAAGAAGAUCCCCAAGUUGUUGCCUUACGGAAAGAGAUUCUGAAGGUUGCAGAUACCUUGCCACAUACAAAAGAUGUGGUUCCUUUAAAGUGGCUUCAAGUGGAAAAUGAAGUUCGUAAUCUAGCAAGCGCGGGGACAAAUUAUGUCACAAGGCAAGACUUCCGAAAGAAUAUCUGUGACGAAAUUUGCAAAUUUGAGGUCGAAGAUGACUAUGAAGUACUUUUACACUUUUUGCACGAUCGUGGUUCAGUGGUUUAUCAUGGUAGGGCUGACGAUCCAGGUAGUCUGGUUUUUUUGAAUCAAAAGUGGUUGAUUGAUGUUUUGUGUCAGAUAAUAACGGUUGAAAAACAGAAAGAAGAGAAACCUCUCAUUUCAAAUCUCCGCAAAGAUCUUGGCAAGUACGGCAUUCUUGAUGCUAAACUGCUUGAUUACUCUUGCACAGAACUGGGUGUUGGCGACAUCAAGGAGUCUUUACUUUUCCUCAUGAAGAAGUUCAACCUUCUUUGUGAAUAUACGGGAAAAGAUGGCGGUUCCGUGUAUCUUGUUCCGUGCAUGCUGACCUCCACACCGCACGAUGCAUUUAUGCCGGACGUUUCUGUUAACCCAGGCCCUGCACCCGUUUAUGUCACAUUCACCACUCAGUACGUCCCAGUUGGUCUCUUUCCAAGAAUGGUUGUCCUUUGCCUCGAAUUUGCACAAAGACGGAUUGCCUGUGAUCAACCAAAGCUCCGGGCUAACUUUGCUCGUUUCUUUGUGGGAGACCACACUGCAGUCGAUUUUGUUUGCUACAAGCGUGUGAUCAAAGUACACGUUUGGAAUUGCAUCGAUCAAAGUAUGAACCCUGUGUACACCGAGCCUAACGUUUGCAGAGAGGUCUUAAGGUAGGUGCACGUAAGUGAGUCAUUCUAUAUUCGGUUGGUAACUUUUAAACGAAUUACUAGUUCGUGAAAUCAGAAGUGGUUUUUGUUGCGAUGUGAAUUGAUCCGACAAGUUUAGUUUGUUCAUAACAUUGUCAACCCUCUGAUAGUGUAAUGCGUGUCAUAGUUACGAUGUUGUUUUAAAGGAGGCUAAAGUCUAGUUCAUUUUUCUGGGGUGAACAUUGUGUACAUUACGUACUUUCCGGACAUUAAUGUAUCCACGUGAAAGAUAUUUAAGAGAAAAUAUCAACCCCUUUGAUAAAAGUCUUUCCCUCUCUUUCAGCUUUUUGAAGACUAGUUUGGAGAGGCUGCACGAGGAGAAUCAUUGGCUGCAAAUAGUAUCAUGGGAUCUCUGCGCGAGGUGCAAUUUGUGUCGGCCCCAGUUUGUUCCCGGAACCGCAAAGUGUUAUUGGCAUGCGAAAGCAGAUUGUUGCCAUGAUGAUUGUGUGCAUUAUGUUUCCUUGACAAGGAAGCCUGUCGUUUGCUCGCAUACACUGCGGGGUCCAAAGGUUUGUCCGCCCAAGACUUGGAGUCAGGUAAAGCUAAUUCAAGUUUCUUGCGAUCAGGUUUUCGUUCCAUUUAACCUGGAAAGGGGAUUGGAAUCAGGUUUGGUCAGACCUUAAUAAAGCUCUGAGUGGCCUUAAGACUGGAAAUGAUAACAUUUAAAACGUUGAAGAAGUACAUUCCUAUUGCCUCCUAUUUAAUGCUCCAGUUGAUUUCACGACUCAGGACUUUGCUCGGAAGCUUUUUGUCCCUAUAAUGGUUGGGUUUGCCCUUUGGAUGGUUAUUUGGAGAAUACUAACACUACGAGUAAUUUAUUUGGUUUCAGAUAUUGGAGGAUGCCACUGACAAAAACUACAGUGGUAAGUCUUUACAAAGCUUUCCUCAGACUAAUGGUAACUAAUUAUUACUAGUUUUGCUAGAAAAGUGCGUAAAGUUUCGACUAUACCUUUUCUUGGUUGUCGAACGUUUCUCGUAAAAAGUCAACAUUUACUGACCAAGAGGAAAAAUGUAUGCCUUCAUUGCCCCUGUCGUCAUGAGGACAAGCCAACGAACUAAUUUGAUACCUUGUGGAGGUCAGAAUGCGAAUACACUUUAUGACCGACAUUCUUAAGUUGAGGGCAACUAAACAAGCUCGUUUUCCCUUAAAAAUAAUAUAAUAUUUGGACUUAAAAAUGAAAUUAUAGCCGUGAGUAUUUUUCAAAACUCGUAAGCUCCGUGAGCCACAUAUAUUUGCCUUUACCAGGCUCUCAAUCUGUGGAGAGAAGUGAAAGGGCUGGCGAGCGACGUAAAGGUUGUAUGACCCUCACUCUUUUUGGGUGCCUCCUUUUUUUUCUUGGUCCUACUGACCGAGAGACUUGCUCAGGAAUGUUGAAGAAUGAAACAGACCUGAGGGUUUUUUAUAUUUCGUCAGGGAUCUCCUCUUCGGCGCAUUGCAGUCCUGUUCAUUUCGGAAAGCGAGAUCUGCCGUGCGAGAUUGCGCAAUCAGUUGUUCCCGCUAAGGUUUCUCGACCAUGUAACAUAUGUCAUAUUUUAAGGUCACGAUGUUGCAGAUUAUAGACAUUGUAAAAUUCAAUCUUCGAGAACAUCGUAAUUGGUUCAGGCACUUAGGAGACUGAGUUUAAUCCGAAGAUCUCCGAAUCAGUGCCUACCCUAGAGCACCCUUGCUAUCAGCUAAAAUGUAUUUAAAUGUUUAACCUCGAAUGAGCGGCCUAACUUCUACCCCCCCCCCAUAUUUUUAGAAGCCCCUCCCUUCCUACCCCCCCCUCCCCUCUUACUUAAAGAGUUCUUUUGUCUCCAUAGCUUUGAUUUCUUUCAAUUGUUUCCUCGUUUAACCAAGAUUCAGCGCGGUCAAGGUUGAAUCCAAUCAUACACUCUUUAUUUGCAGAUUUUGAUAGACCAGGGACAAAUCAAGGAAGGGAGUCGUUUAUCCGCGAGGAAGUGUCUCUCGCAGGUGUGUCAAUAUUCUUUAAACAAAUUCUAGUUUUUUCAUUCUUCUACUGCGCUCUUUUAUGACAUUCCUUUCAAUACUCCUAGGGAAAAUUUUGAAAGGAGGCAUUCUAUGUAGUGAUGAUCACGCGGAACUGUCGAACGUCAUCUCAAAAGACUGGAGGAAGCUUGGACUCCUGCUGGGUGUUCUAGAGGAAGACCUUGAUAACAUCGAUAAUAGGAGACAUGACUAUUUUGACAAGGCUCAUCAAAUGUUACGACAGUGGAAGCAACAAAACGCUUCGAAUGCCACGUAUCUUUUUCUGUAUCAAGCAUUGUGCGACAAGUGUUUAAAUCGAAGAGACUUAGCCGAGAGAUUUUGCUUUCACUAACAAUACUAUCCUCUGUAUGGAUUUAACUGAUAAUGAGGAAAUGGACUUCUUUCUCACUGGCGGAAGCUAUGUUUAUAACUUCAUGUAUGUAAUACAGGGCUUUCAUUUACUUUUCCACAGUAAGCUGAAUCACGCGUUUUGAUUACUUCUUAGUUUUAAUCUAUCGGAGGACUGACGCAAAGAUGACGUCAUCAUUACAAACAUGUUAUUUUAUUAUUGUAUGAUGUAAAUAUAUAUUCCAUGUUGCCGUGUGUCUGUACUGUAAAAGAUCAAAAAAGAUGUCAAUAUGUGGUUAGAACAUCAGUGACAAACUCAGCUAUCACGUUAUGACAUCGUCUGUUAUCUGUAAGCUAAACAGACGCACAGCGAGUUACUAUAAUUAGAAUUAUAUGGAUGUUUUUCCAUUUAUUUGUAGCCCCAAAAUUUUCAAUACUACUUGCCCAAUUUAAUUUUUGAGCUUGGAAUGUAGUAAUGUAAAUCAUUAACAUUUAGAAAUAGAGAUCGUCUAUUCUAAAGUCUCGUGAAAAACUUCACUGACAAAUUUGAAUAGUGUGAAAAAUCUAUUACGUUAUUUGUAAAAAUACGUUAAAAAGAGUUUUGAACCAUACGGAGACAUCACAAUUUUUCUUUGUAUUAAAAUGUUUUACUUGGCCAUAAACAUUGGUAAAUAGAUGUAGUGUUGAAAGGUAUUAGGUGUAAUGCGCGUUAAUUAGUGUUGAAGCGCAUGGAAAACUCUACACUUUUUUCAAUAAAAUUUAUUUAAAUUUACGAC